AACACCAGGAAAGUCUGGAGAUGUUUUGUAAAACUGAUGAGAUGUAUAUCUGCAUGAUGUGUGGAAUGACUAAACAUGAUGGUCAUGAAAAGGUCGAGCUGGAAAUGGAAAGAGAAGUAAAACAGAAACAGCUGGGGGCGACACAGAGUGAAAUUAGGAAGAGACUUGAGAAGAAAGAGAAGAAAAUGAAGGAGACAAGGAAGACAAUAGAACAGAUGAAGACUUUGUCACUCCAUUGUGUCCUUCCUGCUGAUGGAGACUCGCUCAUCUUCACUGUCACCACCGAUUUCUCUCCUAAGGUCCUGCUAAAGGAGCUAUCAUGUCUGAAAAAGCGUGUAGAGAAGAUCAGCGAACAGGACAUCCUGCCUUUGACUCCAUCAGGUCGUGAAACUCCAAUCUUCACCCUACGGCCUCCUGAACCUCAGAGCAGAGAGGAGUUUUUACAAUACUUCUGUCCCCUCACACUGGACAUCAACACGCCACACAGAGACCUCCGUCUGUCUGAAGGGAACAAGAAAGUGACAUAUGAGAGGGCAAAAGCCAAAUAUCCUGAUCAUCCUGACAGAUUUGAUGACUGGCCUCAAGUCCUGUGUAGAGAGGCUCUGACUGGGACUCGCUGUUACUGGGAGGUGGAGUGCAGUGGAGACCUUAUGAAGAUUGGAGUCGCAUAUAAAGGACUGAGAAGGAAAGGACAGGGCAGGGAGUGCCGCCUUGGAUACAACAACAAGUCCUGGUGUUUGCAGUGGUCUCUUUCCCAGUAUUCUGUGCAUAACAAUAACCAGGAGACUGAAAUCAGCGCCCCCUACAGCCCCAGAAUAGGUGUGUAUCUGGACUGGCCUGCUGGCUGUCUGUCAUUUUAUAGCGUCUCACACACAAUGACCCUCCUGCACAGGUUCAACACCUCCUUCACUGAGCCCCUCUAUCCAGGGUUUUGGCUUAAUUAUAACUCAAGUGUAACAAUAAGCCAUCUGGCACCAUGUGAUCACUGAUCCUCUACUUGUCACUUGAUGUCCCCACAAGCUCAGGUUCUCUUUGUUUUUAUAGUUUCAGGUUAAAAUGACUUUAGCAGGAGAACGGAGGGGGUGGGACUGAAGUGCAGUGGCGCCCUCUAGUGGACAUCCGCCAUAUUACACACAUGGGAAAGGUCUGCAGUGAAGGGGGGAGAAAAGAAUACAGUGCAGUGUAAAAGAAAUAAGAAUAAAGUAAAAACACAAAAAUAAAACACCUGAAAUAAAGAACUUUAAAUAUUAUAUCUAACACUAAUUAAGAUUUAAAUGAAUUAAGAGUAAAAUAAGAGUGACACGAUCACACAGUCACAUGACCUUCAGAGCUGACAGGUGAGCUGAUUCUUCCAAUACUAUCUACUUGGAGAGCCACAGCACCAUAGGUCACCGCAGUUGUAGACCCGGAAGUGACGUUUCAGGACUGACUUUGUAACAUUACUUUAGGAAGGUUUCGGCAAAUCUCGGCAAAGCCUGGAAAGUAAAGGACCCGUUCAGAAAUUAAAAGAUAAAACUGAGAAGGAAAAACAGUACAACAAACUAAAUAAUACACAUUCUUGUGAAGUUUGGAGGGUUUCUGCCAUCACGUCGUGUCAUACAUCAAACUAAACAAUAC
Messenger RNA from Polypterus senegalus (gray bichir), 1617 nucleotides. RefSeq names its product tripartite motif-containing protein 16-like. The record is from RefSeq and is a predicted model, not a curated record. Gene Ontology annotation, molecular function: protein binding; zinc ion binding. Bases 21 to 989 code for a protein of 322 amino acids. NCBI's taxonomy places the organism in Eukaryota, Metazoa, Chordata, Cladistia, Polypteriformes, Polypteridae. The transcript has 5 exons.